AAACUCUCCCCACACGACUCAAUUUCCGCUUGACAUUUUCUACCUUCACCUUGCGCCGCGACAAACCUAGCAUACGACUGGUUCAACGAUCUACCGAUUCAUCGAGCCAUUACGGAUCUUCGCGCAUUUAUUUUUUAAGCUACAACUUGCUGCCCACGGUCGGCGCUAUCCUCGACUCUCGUCUUAUCCUUGACUCGCCUUCACGCGACAGUACUAUUAAUCAUGGGCAAAUUGACAAGCACGAUCGGCAUUCCGAUCAAAUUGCUGAAUGAAGCACAGGGUCAUGUCGUUACACUAGAGAUUACGUCGGGGCAGGUAUAUCGAGGGAAACUACUUGAAGCCGAAGACAACAUGAACGUCCAACUCAAAGACAUCACAGUGACCGCGCGCGACGGCCGAGUGUCGCAUCUCGAUCAAGUCUACAUCCGCGGUAGCCACGUGCGAUUCUUCAUUGUUCCUGAUAUGUUGCGAAACGCCCCUAUGUUCCGUUCCCGCAGCCAACGUGGUAAAGGUGUCGGUCUUGCUCGCGGUAAAGCUACAGUUAACAGAGCUCGUGGACAACGACGGGGAUAGGAAUUUGCUCUCUACGUUGCAUGCUGUUUUUCGUGUUAUGGAAUAUGUAAUUUCUUUCUGCAAAUCGAAUUCUGUCGGAGACUUUUUCUCUUCCUCGUCCGCUUCUCUGGGCUGGUGAUUGUUCAGCUAUGAGGGUGAUUCCACGCGUCCAUAUAUUUCGGCUACGAAAUGGUAUCGGCCAUGAAAUGGCGUUUUCGAAUAUAGAUCAGUCUUGUCGGUAUGGAUUGUUGUCUUUCUUUCUUGUCUAUUAAGGAAUAAAAAGCUGCUGAAUUCGUUCUUCAAAUACACAAAGACUACGUAAAAGAAUAUAAGGACUCAAACUAGUUAAUAAGAUAUUGAAAA
This is a messenger RNA of Talaromyces proteolyticus, 915 nucleotides long. RefSeq lists its product as uncharacterized. The coding region runs from base 223 to 573 and encodes 116 amino acids. Gene Ontology annotation, molecular function: RNA binding. Gene Ontology annotation, cellular component: U2 snRNP; catalytic step 2 spliceosome; U5 snRNP. Gene Ontology annotation, biological process: spliceosomal snRNP assembly; RNA processing. The record is from RefSeq and is a predicted model, not a curated record. The transcript has 4 exons. Lineage: Eukaryota; Fungi; Ascomycota; Eurotiomycetes; Eurotiales; Trichocomaceae.